Molecule: messenger RNA, 1959 nt
Organism: Penicillium odoratum
Lineage: Eukaryota; Fungi; Ascomycota; Eurotiomycetes; Eurotiales; Aspergillaceae
Product: transcription factor domain-containing protein
Exons: 5
Coding region: 1-1959 (652 amino acids)
Biological process (GO): DNA-templated transcription; regulation of DNA-templated transcription
Cellular component (GO): nucleus
Molecular function (GO): zinc ion binding; DNA binding; DNA-binding transcription factor activity, RNA polymerase II-specific
Source: RefSeq, a predicted model, not a curated record
AUGAGGCUUUCGAUAUCUUGUGGUGCAUGUCGGCGGGCAAAAGUCAAGUGUGUUCACGAGGGCAGCCCUCCUUGUCAGCGCUGUCACAGAAACAAGAGUGAUGACUGCGUUCUGACAGACCCUCGAGCCUUGAAACCAACAGGCAAAGAAACAGGCACAGGCACUCAACGAGGUGCCAGACCUAGAGCAGGACAGAAGCGACGAGCAACCACUGCACUGGGUCCAGAUAUACGCCUUGAGCAAAGUCCUCGUUCAGUCCUUUCGCGUACAGUGUCAGAGAACCUCGAGAACCCCAUAUCAGCUUUACCACCAUCGAUCGUUAUCACCGCCGUGGAAACUUAUCGGAAGAAGUUUCCCAUCACUAACUUUCUACAUUACCCCUCUUUAAUCUCUGAUGUCUCGUCCAACUUCCAGUCUAUUGAUCCGGUUUUUGUCGCAUCCUUGCUCUCUCUGUGCGUGCGCUUCAUGAGUGGAGAUGGGCUCGCGGAUGAAGAGACCUAUGCUGGCUAUGCACGAAAACAUCUCGCUCAUCGCGUCAUGGAGGCUCCUUCCCUUUAUCUUGCCCAGUCUCUAGUGAUGAUCUCUUUCUACGAAUGGGGGACUGGUCGGCCCUAUCAAGCAUGGAUGUAUAGCGGCAUGGCUACAUAUAUGAUUCAAUCACUGCUCAAAAUGUCCGAUGACAGCAUGGAACAUAGUCCACACGAAUUCCAUGCGUCUCAAACUCAGUACGAACAGCUUGUUCGUACCUACUGGUGUUGUUUUGCGCAAGACUGUGAGCUGAGCUCUGGUGCACGACAACAUUUUGCGUUGUCAUUUUCUCAAAUCUCCGUCCCGCUUCCUAUCAGCGACCGGGAUUUUAAUUUCAACCAUACGCCGGAGAGAAGGUUGAUGCCUGCUGAUAUGAACAGGCAAUGUUCGCUAGCGAGAAAUCUGACCAUCGAGCAUGGCCUCACCAUAGUAACGCGCGGAUUUGAUAUCUUCGUGCGGAUAUUGAGGUUUGCUAAUGAACACCGUCGCUCCUUGGCAUCUUUGGAAUCGGAGGACUCUACAUCGCCUCUUCUCCAGACUUGGCAAAGACUCAAGGGCGAGUUGGAUGAAUGGAGGUCUCUUCAAGAUAUGACUGUUCGAUAUCCCGCGACUAGCGCGCAGGCUCAUGUGGCCCUCGGGUAUGGAGAGCUUUUCGCCUACAUCAACCUGAUAUAUUUCAUGAGCAUAUUGUUUCUUCACCGUGAUCGCUUCCUAUCGAAUCUCAAACCUCAUUCCGACGUUUUCCAUGACAUGAAUGAUGACGACCACCAAGAGCCUGGCACAAUCAAAGAGUUGUUCGCGGCCGUGCAGAACAUCAGCGGGGUUUUAUCAGCUCUAGAAGCAUCCGAAGCCCCAGUGAUGACCCCCUACUCAGGAUUCAGUGUCUUUGUAGCCGCACACAUUAACAUGUACGGGACCAUCGCUCCAAUGCGAUACCCUGGUGGAAUUGAGCGAGCAGAAGAGGAAAAGAGCAAGAAUCUAAUCUACCUUGAGCGGCUAAGCCGAUUGUGGCCCGUUGCUCGAAGCUGGUGGCGCACUGUCCAAGAAGCAAAUCGAUUCUAUGAAACAGUCAAGAGUACACAAACACAUACUGAAAGUGGUCUGCACAGUCCCCAACGGUUUGCACUGGCGGGUCGAUUGGAUGAAUAUGGUGAUAUUCGCUCCCGACCACGCGAGAUGCAUAUGGCUAGGUCUAUGACUGCGGAGCCUGGCGAUGCCGACACGCAUCAUUCCCAUGGCCAUCUUUUAUCAUCGACCCCGGAGAGUGAAGCUACAUUCAUGUCACGAGAACAGGCCGGACUCCAUGACGUCGAAACCGACAUGUUUCAGUGGCCGUUCAUCGACGCAUCAUGGUCUGCUGGCUUUGACGCCGGGCUAGACGGGCUGUGGCAUCACUCAGGAUUAUUCGAUUCAAACCCUCCCUUCAGGUAG